UUGAGGGGGAAUCCAAACCUCCUGACCUAAUGGAGUUCGGCUUUAAGUUACGAUGUUAUGAAAUCAAAAGUCGUCAUAUUUUUUCUCAGUAGUUAGUUAUACAGAGUAAUUAAUAUUAUAUCAGUGUAUAUUGUUAUGAUACUAAACUAUUAAUAAAUAAAUAUACUUAAAUAAUUAUAAAAUAAAUUUAAUUAACAGAAUUAAGUUUCAAGUAUUUGGUGUUGUUUAACAAAAUGGAAAUUUCAGGUUAUUCCCAUUCCCGGAAGCAUCAAGUAAUUUAUAAAUGGAAAAUUGAUGAAAUAAUUCCGUUUAUUGAGUCUGCUGAAAACUGUGAUGAAGAGACAGUGAAGCUCGUCUCAUCUAACUUCAAAACCACAUAUGACAAAAAUGAAACUUCAUGGUGUUUACAGCUGCAACUAAUGAGAGAAAAGGGUUGGAUAUCACUAUUCCUGCAUCGCAAUAAUGGGGCAGAUAAAGGAAGAAUUAAGUUUGCACUAUUUAUGCUAGACAGCAAAAAUGGAAGAAAGUUUAUUGAAACUGCCUAUGCAAAUCGUAAUUUUAAAAAUGGAUGGGGAUUUUCGAAACUUCUUGAAAUAAAAAAGUUAUUAGAAAAUAAAAAUGAUUUUUUACCAAAUAAUACCUUAACUGUAGGUAUUGAACUAACUAUUUACGAAGAUUAUCAAACAUUUCCUACUAAAUUCCUGUUGGACACACCACAGCAUAAAAUAACUGAUGACCUUAAAGAACUCUAUGACAGUAAAAUAAACAGUGACGUUACUUUAGUUGUGGGUAACGAAAAAUUUAAAGCUCACAAGAUUAUUUUGUCAGCUCGCAGUCCUGUAUUUUUCGCAAUGUUCACCCAUGAGAUGAAGGAAAAAAAAGACAGUGAAGUUGAUAUACCUGAUAUAGAUCCGGAAAUUUUCAAUAAAAUGCUACAGUUUAUUUAUACCGACGAAAUAAAUAAUUUGGAUAUAGAUGCUGUGUAUUUAUUAGAAGCCGCAGAUAAAUACCAGCUGCUGAACCUAAAAAGUUUAUGCGAAGAAUCGUUACCUAAGUCAGUCAGGAUUGAUAAUGCAAUUAAACUGAUGAUUUUAGCAGAUCUGCAUAAUGCUAAUCAAUUAUUCGAAUAUGUGCUUGAAUUAAUAUUACAAAAUAUCGAGGAUGUCAUUGAUACUCCAGAGUAUAAAAUAUUAGAGGAAUCUAAUCCUUUGUUUUUAACGAAAUUAAUUUAAAAAUUAACGACUUUAAUAAAGAUCAACGCUUCAAAAGAUGAAAAAUAAUUAGGAUAUUAUACUCUAAGUACUCAAUUAAUUAGAGAGCGGCAUAAGUGGAAUAUUUACCUAAAAUAUUUUGGUUUAAUGAUUUAGACGACGAAUACUUAAUUUAAAAAUCUAAUAAUUAUUAUUCUUAGAAAGUAAGAUUUAAAUAGAUCAGAUAUUUACUGUUUGUAAAUUAAUAUUUUUAGAUUAUCAACUCAAAUAUUCUUUACCAUAUAAAUAUUUUUCAAUGCCAAGUACAAAUUAGUUUAUAUAAAUUAACAUUAUCUUGUUUUUAUUUUUUAAAAUUAUUGUUGAAUGUAAACGUAUGA
This is a messenger RNA of Microplitis mediator, 1588 nucleotides long. Its product is annotated as speckle-type POZ protein B-like. The transcript has 2 exons. Gene Ontology annotation, biological process: proteasome-mediated ubiquitin-dependent protein catabolic process; regulation of proteolysis. Bases 234 to 1232 code for a protein of 332 amino acids. NCBI's taxonomy places the organism in Eukaryota, Metazoa, Arthropoda, Insecta, Hymenoptera, Braconidae. Gene Ontology annotation, molecular function: ubiquitin protein ligase binding. Gene Ontology annotation, cellular component: cytoplasm. The record is from RefSeq and is a predicted model, not a curated record.